This is a messenger RNA of Arctia plantaginis, 1281 nucleotides long. NCBI's taxonomy places the organism in Eukaryota, Metazoa, Arthropoda, Insecta, Lepidoptera, Erebidae. The record is from the annotation of a GenBank genome assembly.
AUGUGGCAUAAAGAACGAGUGCUUUCCUUCCCUCGAAUGUGUCGAAAAAUAAAAAAGGUCACGCUAACAGAAGAGAAAAGGCGAGAAGUUUCCGUCUCCAACCAGGUGUCAAUUUAUUUGUUUUAUGCGGUGAAUGCAUUACGGUGUUUUCAUAUUUUAAUCGAAACUUUAUCAGCGAUAGACCAGAAAAAUGAGCUGUCCAUUCAACGACGAAAAGCUUGCACAGCUGAAGGCAUUUUCGCAACAUUUGAAGCACAGAACUCAACUCCGUCCGGCGAUAAUGCUGCUCCUAAUAAGCAUGCAGAAGAAGCAAAUGCAUCAUCUGGAGAAGAAUCUGCACCUGAGUCUGAUGUGGAAUUGGAUAUGGAAGGUGUCAUAGAAGGAGAUGCACUUGAAGACUCUCAGAUAAUGGGUGAUGACUCAAAGGAAGUGACAGAUGAAGAAAGGGACCAAUCAGAUGAGAAGAGAACAGAAGCAAUGAAAGCUUUCUCAGAACAGCAAUUUGAUGAAGCCAUUAAAUUGUACAGUGAAGCUAUAAAGCUCAAUCCCCAAAGUGCUCUUCUAUUUGCAAAGAGAGGACAGGCAUACCUAAAGCUGAACAAACCAAAUGCAUGUAUCAAAGACUGCACGCGCGCACUCGAGCUGAACUGCGACAGUGCCGCCGCUUAUAAAUUCCGUGGACGCGCUUACAGGUUGCUAGGCAAGUUCGAAGAGGCUAGCCAUGAUCUAUGUGAAUCUCUGAAAAUCGAUUAUGACGAUCAAUCUAAUGAGUGGUUGAACGAGGUGAAACCAAAUGCUGAAAAACUACGUCAACAUAAGCUUAGUUUUCAACGUAGGAAGGAAGAGAGAGAGCACCGUGAGAAGCUGCGUCGUGCCCGCAAAGCGCAGGAGGCGCGAGCGCGUGCGGCGCGUGCGCAGGCCGAGGCGGAGGCGCGGGCGCCGAACCCCGGCUCUGCGCCUGGAGCUGGAGGCUUUCCUGGCGCAGGGAUCAACCCGCAAGAUUUUAGCAAUUUGCUAUUCGAUCAAGAUAUCAUGGCUGCUUUCCAGGAUCCAGAAGUGGCCGCAGCAUUCCAGGAUGUAUCUGCCAAUCCGGCUAAUUUCGUAAAGUAUCAAAACAAUCCUAAAAUCGCAGCUGUAAUAGAAAAACUGCAGAGCAAACUAGGCAAGGGAGGCAAUAACCCGUUCUCUGGAGGAUUCCCAGGUUUCGGCGCCGCUGGCGGCCCUGGCGGUCCAGGCUCAGGACCCAAACCACCAACGGACGAUGACGUCGGCCUUGACUAA